CUGUUGCUUUACAUAUAAGCCAUAUAAGAAGUUAAAAACAAAGAAAACCAUUUUAUGGACUCCAAAAAAAUAGUCAUUAUGAUUAUUAUUAACGACGUAAAUAUAAUAUCACCGUAUUAUCACAAUUAUUCUGUGGUAAAAUAUUAUUAUUUAACAUAUUUUUAUGACGUACCUACCGUCGAAGACAGACGUGGUCAACCAAAAAAGAAGAUGAAUUGUUUUCUCACAACGUGUCAACGUGCUCAUAACCUAGUUUAAAAACGUUAGAAAUUUAAAAAUAUUAUCCAAAUUCGAAACGAAAAGUAUAACAGAUUUGCAAGCAUGUAAAUUUAUGGAAAUUUGGUGCAAAAUUUAUGUGGUGUCCUAGAAAAUUAGCAAAGCAAGUACCAUAUGUACUAUAGCAAGUACAGUUGUGAUUCAUGGGAGAUCUGAAUAUCUAUUAAGAGGGAAAUAUAUUCAUACAUAAAAAUAUUGAAAUGUUGCAAAUACACAUUAGUUAAUUUUUAUAUUUACUAUACCUACUGUUUACUAUUUAUUCUAAAAGCACAAGUACUUAUGAAUAAUAUGGCACAGUCUGACACAACUGAUGAUGGGAAUUUAUUAUCAAAAACAGUAAAAGAUGAAAUUCUUACUAAUGUUUCUACUUUUGACAACAAUUUCAGUGGAAAAGCCAUAGACUAUCAAUUUUCUAUCCAGCCAAAAAUUGAACAGUUUGAAUUAAAAGAUGAAGUCGAGGAAUCAGAAUUUGUGGGAGAAGUUAUUGAGUUUUCUGAGAAUGAAUUGUGUGAAUUAGACGAAAGUCAAGAACCUAAUUAUUGCUCCUCAAAAGAAUCAUAUUUGUGCGAACAAUGUAAUGUGGAAUCUUGUUACAAAAAACACGACUUGCACGCAGAUUUUAUUCGUAUUACAACUAAACCAUUAAAUCAAUCAAAUCCAUACGAAUGUGCUACAUGUAGCAUAAAGAUUUUGAAUCCUACAAUAGCCUUAUUCCAUUUGUCUCUGCAUGACAAAGAUAGUUUCAGGUGCUAUAAAUGCAACUGCAUUCUACUGGAAUUUUCUGAUUUUCUGGAGCAUAUAGAGAAACUUCAUUCUAAAGAUAAGGAUUAUUAUCGAUGUAUUGAGUGCAAUUUUGUGACCUUCUCUUAUAUCCUGAACUUUGCCCAUAGGAAUAAGUUGCAUAAACCAAAAUCGUUUCAUAAAUGCAAACUUUGUGACGAAUUUUGGCCAAACAGAAAUCAUAAUUUACAUGAGAAGAUGUUACACAUUAGAAGCAAAUAUGGAACAAAUCCAUAUGUGUGUAACAAAUGUAAGAUUGAAUUAGUUGAUCUCGAAGAAAUAUAUGAUCACUUAGAGAUACAUGGUGAUAUAGGAAUAUUUUGCAGUUUUUGUGCCUUUACUUCCGAAAAUCUUGAAGACCUUGAAAAACACAAAAAAGAUAAUCAUGAAAAAAAAAUUGAAAAACAAAGAAUUCUACGGGAAAGCUGUAAAGAAUUUAUGGAGAAUGAUAAUGAUGUAAAAUGUGAAUUAUGUAACAGAUAUUGGCCAGAUAAAAAUCAUAUAAAUCACGAAAGAAUGAUACUAAUUGAAAAACAAGUAACAGAAGAUAAUCCGUAUAAAUGUCAGACAUGUGACAAAAUAACCUGUGACCUGCGACAAGUUUACAAACAUGUGAAUCGGUAUUGUACGUAUCGGAUAAAAUGUCCAUUUUGUUCAAAAGGCUUUAAAGAAAGGAGACUUUUAGAUAACCAUAUUAUGAGAGAACAUCCAGGUAAAGAAUCCGUAAUGAGUACCCAUAUUUUAAAAUGCAAGCUUUGUGAAUAUUCAACAGUAGUACGUAAAGUUUUCAAAGCUCACUUAAAUACCCACAUGAGUAUGGAAGAUAGACGACAAUAUAAAUGUAAGGAAUGUGAUUUUACAACAACGUUACCCUAUUACUUAAAAGAUCACAGACUCACUAAGCAUCCAGCAGAGUCUGAUAAACUUCAUACUUGCGACAAAUGUACUUACAGUACACCUUUAUUAUCACGCAUAAAGAUUCAUUUAAGGACUCAUGAAAAUAAUGAAGUGUUAAAAUGUGAUAUUUGUAACGCUUUAUUUAGACGCAAAAGGAAUCUGCAAAAGCAUAAAGUUAGGCAUUUUCGAGAAAAGCUGAAAAACCAAUAUGUAUGUGAAAUAUGUGCAAGCGUUUAUUCUUUAGAAACCAGUCUAAUGGAACAUCUGUGUCGCGUCCAUCAGAAAGGUGAACUGAAGGUCUUCAUAUGUUAUACAUGCAAACAUAAAAGUUACAACAGAGCUAAAUUCAUUGCACAUACGAAAACGCAUAUAAAACAGGCGUUCGUAUAUUGCGCGCAUUGCGAAUAUAAAACUGCUAGAAAACUAAAUCUCAUUCAACAUAUGGUGAAGCAUGCGGAUUCAUCGAAAAUGCAAUUGCAUGAGUGCAAAAUGUGUUCGUUUAAGACAAAACGACCCCACACGCUAAGAAAUCAUGUUAGAUAUACUCACUGAACAUAAGUAUCUAAUAUACCGCAUCCGCCAAAAUAAAUAGUACCGAAAUUAGAAGUGCUGUGAAAUUGCGCACGCAAGUUGCAUUUAACAUAUUUAGUACACUUGUCUUUGGUUGUCAACUUGACAUUAGGUUACGGUUAAAAUCUUUGUCAUUAUGGUUUUUUCUACCAAAGACAGCAUUUUUUUAGUGGAACAUUAUCUCCUCUUAUACGGAGUUGGACGGAAUAAUGGCCCAUGUUUAAAACAAGUGUCAGAAAAAUAUAAACAUUUUAACAAGGCGUCCCCUAGAAAAACUGUAAUGCUAGCGGUUGUUGAGAAAUUUCGUCGCACUGGUAGUGUAUUAUGUCAACGUAAAGGCACUUCAGGUCGUCUAAGAACAGUUUGUACCAAUGCUAAUAAAGGGCGCGUGUUUAACCAAAUCAUCGACCCUUCGCAAAGAAGUCUUGUACGAACAGCACGUAAACUGAAUAUAAGGCCUAUUUCAUACUUUACGACUUCGGUCGUCACGACAAACGGUUGUAACGACAGUUCGUCGUACAUUCCAUUAGUCCAAUACAUCAAUAUACGGAGCCUUUCACACAGGACGACCACGACUAACUGUCGUGCCGUUGCUCUUUGGUUGUCGUCCAAUGUCACUGCAAUGGACGACGGUCGUGUCGUGCCGUGCUAUCAGUGAACCACGGGCAUAAAUUAAUGCUUCCAUACUUAACGACAGUUAGUCGUGUAGUACCAGUGAAUCCAGUGGCACGUACAUAAUGGUAAACAAUAUGGAUGAGGAAUUUUUACCUAUGUAGAUACAAUACAUAGAUAAGCAUCUGGUUGGUAUUAUUUUAUUGUGAGGACAAACAUUACAAUACACUUUGUGAGGACUUUGUCAAAGUGCCGAGGAACAGACCCUAUUAUAGAAUGCAUUAUUAUCAAUGUACCUAUUAUAAAAAUUAAAUCAUAAAUGUUUCAUCGAGAAUAUCUAAAAUUUGUUGUUAAUAAUUUAAAGAUUCUUUUAUUGCACAGUUUAGCGUCCAUGGACAUAAACGUAGAUAUAUAUUCGUGGUUUAUUAAUGACUAUUUAAAUAUGUAUAGAUAUUAAUAUAAUCGGUAUAUUAAAUAAAAUAACAUCAGUUUUUUAGACGGAUCUUUUAAAUAUUGAAAGAUGAAAAUUGAGCCCAAUAACAAUAAUAAUUAUUGUUCACUAAUUAAAUUGUAUUUAUUAACAAAAUAGGUAGGUAAUAUAUCUACCUCUACCGAAAGUAUACUUUUCCGGACCUGAUUGUAGGGAGCAAAGUUGUACUUUUCCUCCCUAGGGAGGAAAAGUAAAGUGACGUCAUGGUAUUUCAUUCAUGAAAUAUAACUUAUUGACGCCCUGUAUAAUAUCUAUUUUCUAUUAGGUAAGUAUCUAUACAUUUUAACGUUUAUUUAUAAAACACCCUGUAUUUUGCAAAAUGGUAAAAAACAGUAAAUUGUUAUUUUGAUUUAACAAUGUUUACAUUAAUAAUUUGACUUAUAUUUGACAGUUGACAGUUAUAUUGUACCUACUUGUUAGUUUGAGUUCUAAUAAAUUUUGUUGGUUAGUUACAUAAAUAAAUUAAGUAAAAAUGAAAAAAUGACUUGUUAUUUGAGGAAGGUGGAAAAACCAUAUGUAUAACAUAGGAGUAAAGUGUCUUUUCUCCCUUGUUAUACAAAUAGCUAUUUCCACCUACCUCUACCGAAAGUAUACUUUUCCGGACCUGAUUGUAGGGAGCAAAGUUGUACUUUUCCUCCCUAGGGAGGAAAAGUAAAAGUGACGUCAUGGUAUUUCACUCAUGAAAUAUAACUUAUUGACGCCCUGUACAAUAUCUAUUUUCUAUUACGUAGUAUCUCUACAUUUUAACGUUUAUUUAAAAACACUCUGUAUUUUGCAGAAUGGUAAGAAACAGUAAAUUGUUAUUCUGAUUUAACAAUGUUUACAUUAAUAAUUUGACUUAUAUUUGACAGUUGACAGUUAUACUGUACCUACUUGUUAGUUUUAGUUCUAAUAAAUUUUGUUGGUUAGUUACAUAAAUGUUGGUUAGUUAAAAGUAAAAAUGAAAAAAUGACUUAUUUGAGGAAGGUGGAAAACCCGUAUGUAUAACAUGGGAGUAAAGUGCCUUUUCCUCCCUUGAAUGAUUACUGCCCUCCGCUACGCGUCGGGCAGUAAACUUCAUUCUCGGGAGGAAAAGUAGCACUUUCCUCCCCUGUUAUACAAAUAGCUAUUUUCUACAACAUAUAUUGCUACUUGACUGGGACAACAAAAAUGGCAUAACAAUCCUUAAAGCAAGCAUUUAAUUUAAUAAGCUGGGAUUACCAAAAAUGAUCAGGACGAACAAAAACAUUUACGUAAUUUAUUGUUUUGUAUUUUGAUAACUUGUAUGAAGAAAAAUUUGGAAGUACACCGCAAGAAAGGCUGAGAGAAACAAAUCGCAUGGGGGAACAAGAGAGAUUUCAAGAGAAGAACUGGUAGAAGCGAUACGAAAAUUAAAGAUAGGUAAAGCUCCAGGCUCCAGGGAAGGAUGAAAUUCCACCAGAAAUGAUCCAAUCUUUAGGAGAGAAAGGCGAGAGAAAGAAAAGGAGAGAAAUACUGGCUGUGGACAAUAUGCAAAGAUGCAUGGAAGGAGAAAAGGAUUCCAAAAGAUCCUAAACUCGCCCGAAAAGGGCGAGGAAACUCUAUGUCACUGACAUGCGGAAAUAAUUAAAAAAUUUAUUUUGGUCAUUUCUUAAAUCUCCAAAAAGUGUAUGAUAUAAACCUACUUCUUCUCUUCUUCUAUUGAUUGGAUGCACCCAAUGUAGGCGACUAGGUACGUCUAUGUUUUUUUUUGUUACGGCGAUAAAUUAACCAUAAAGCCAAAAUUUUUGCCCGAUUCAUUCUACGCCCUGUGCUUUCUACGACAAUAAGAUAAAUACUGUCGUAAAGUGUGAAAGUCCGAUGAACACGACAAACGGUCGUACGACCGUUCGCCGUGACGACCAAAGUCGUAAAGUAUGAAAUAGGCCUUAGUGAAACAUCUACAUGUCGAAUGUUCAAAUCUAUUGGCGACUUUCCAUACCGAAUUAAAAUGGGACAACGACUAAAUGUUGCGGAUAAACGUGAAAGAGAAAUUUACUGUGGAUUCGUGCUGAGAGUAUGAAAAUCACGAUUUUUUAAGAAACGUAUGGUUUUCUGACAAAUGUCACAUUCACCUCAACGGUUACAUCAACCUACAAACAAUUUGAUUCCUUGGGUUUAAACGUUCUGAUGCCAUUGCAAAAAAGCGUCUCCACAGAGCUCGAGUAACCAUUUGGGUUGCUGUGCUUGGUCAUGGGAUAAUUGGUUCUUAUUUUGUUGAAGACGAGAAUGAGAAGACAUAAUAUUGUGACACCUUUUGUCAGAGAUUUAAAGACUUUUUGCCUUGCGCGUUAUUUAGGAAUCCGUAAGCAAUGGUUUCAACAGGAUGGCGCAACAAGCUAUACAGCCGAACGCUCCAUAAAUGUGCUCCGUGAACAUUUUGGUAACAUAAUAAUUUCUCGUCGCACAGAUUUCGAGCAUCCAUUUCAUUAACCGGAUUUAACACCACCUGAUGCCUACAUUUGGGGUAUGAUGAAGAAUUCGAUAUUUCGCUCGGAAAAUCCGCCGAAACUGUUGGAGAACUACGACAAAGAAUAAUAACUUAUUUUCAACGUUUACAGCAACCACUUUUCUUAAAUAUGUUUAAUGAUCUUCAGAAACGAUAUGAAGCUUGUUUGCAACGUUAUGAUGCUCAUUUUGAACAAUGUAUUAUAAAAAUUACUUAAUAAAUAUAUUUUUUUUUA
Diabrotica virgifera virgifera (western corn rootworm) is the source of this 6306-nucleotide messenger RNA. RefSeq names its product zinc finger protein 808-like. Gene Ontology annotation, cellular component: nucleus. Gene Ontology annotation, biological process: regulation of transcription by RNA polymerase II. Gene Ontology annotation, molecular function: RNA polymerase II transcription regulatory region sequence-specific DNA binding; DNA-binding transcription factor activity, RNA polymerase II-specific. NCBI's taxonomy places the organism in Eukaryota, Metazoa, Arthropoda, Insecta, Coleoptera, Chrysomelidae. Bases 556 to 2505 code for a protein of 649 amino acids. The transcript has 7 exons. The record is from RefSeq and is a predicted model, not a curated record.